AUGUAUGUAAACCACUGGCACAUUUCCAUUACUAUUGGUCGGGAGAUGAUGCAGGAUAAGGCAGAUGACCGGUAUGAUCGACAACCACGAGCCAUUGGGGCGACCAUGUUGUCGGAGUCAACCGCUGAUCUGGGAAUGGGAUUGCAUGUUGACGAGCCAAUAGCUCUAGAUUCCAAUGCUGGUGGUUGA
Molecule: messenger RNA, 189 nt
Organism: Penicillium cosmopolitanum
Lineage: Eukaryota; Fungi; Ascomycota; Eurotiomycetes; Eurotiales; Aspergillaceae
Exons: 1
Coding region: 1-189 (62 amino acids)
Source: RefSeq, a predicted model, not a curated record